UUUGUCUGUCGGGGAUUGUUUUCUUUCGAUCGAAAUGAGGAAUCCCACAAAUGCGGGCGCCAUUCAAAUUGGUCAAAUUGCGCCAUCAGUGGUUAUGUGUUAAACCAAGCCCGGACUCGGCCAUCAUUUCGUGGUGAAUUUUUUUCAACAAGGUUCUUUAAUUUAAACUUUCUCGUUUUGUAAGGCUCUGCGAAGUUCGCUGAAUAGGACAUGAUUUUCGGGAAUGAAGGUCCCUUUCGCAAGUUUUGGGUACGACAUGACAAUCGUUGAAAACAGUUAGAAGGUAGUUGAUAGAAACUCCGGGAAAAUGAUCAUGAUCGUGACUUGGAAUCGAUCGGCAUUGAUAGGACUGCUGGCGGGAUUCGCUCUGCUGUGGGCACCUGUGGCGCGUUGUGAAGAUUAUGAAGACCAUGUGUUUCUCAGUUGCCCACCAAAUAUCACCAUAAACCUCACAUUGGUAAAAGCAGAGGCUGUAGCCACAUGGCAACCUCCCGAAAUAUCAGACACCUCGGGUGAUUACAACUUCACCUCGGAUCACAGCUCGGGAGAUGUAUUUCCUAUAGGAGACACCACUGUGCAUUAUACUGCUACAGAUGCAUCCAGCAAUACUGCAACUUGUGAAUUUGUUGUCAGCGUAAAAGAUUUGAGAGUUCUCGAGUUCAGCAAUUGCCCCACAGACAUCACUCAAAUCCUGCAGAGCGGCCAAUCCAGAGAUGUGGCCGCGUGGCGAGAGCCAAUCAUCUCGCUGGAAGGCAGAGAGGUCUCUGUUACAGCCAAUCACAGGCCGGGCGAGUUGUUUGACCUGGGUCGCACAGAGGUCAGCUACACUGCCGUGGAUACUCUGGGGAACUCUGCAUAUUGCAACUUCAUUGUCAUUGUCACUGGAUAUCCCUACAACCAUUUUGUCCUUAUCGAAGACUCCUUCCUCCCUGGCCGUGAUGACCGCAUCCUGUUACAUUCCAGCGUGGAGGAAUGCCUCAUUGCCUGCAUCAAGGAGGAGUCAUUUGUCUGCCAGUCCGUAGAUUUCAGUGCUAAGGAGAAGUGUAUGCUGAGUCGCACCACAGCGGCUGAUCUGUGGGGGAUACUAGCCAAACAUGAGGGCUUCGCUCACUACGAGAGACUGAUGGAGGGUACCAGGCCUGUUUUGAUCGGCUGCCCACAACACAUGACACUACCAACCGAAGCUGGUCAGGCUUAUGCCACUGUCAGCUGGCGGGAACCAACCAUGAGUGACGGGGAACCAGCCGUGAUCAAAGGCACUCACUCUCCGAAGUCCAGGUUCUACGUCGGAGCGACGAGAGUGGUGUACACAACCAGUGACAGCACAGGGAAUACUCUAAGCUGCGACUUCUUUGUGACCAUCAAGGAUGAAGAGCCUCCCAUCAUAAGCAAUUGUCCGCAGAACAUCACCAAGGUUACGAGUGACCAGGAAGCAGUUAAAGCAUCAUGGGUAGAGCCCACGGCAACCGACAACUUGGGACCCCCUCAGCUGAUGAGUAGUAAUCACCGACCAGGCAAUUGGUUCCCACCUGGUUCCACCACUGUAACAUACAGUGCUCGGGACAAUGCGGGGAACCGGGCAGAAUGUUCUUUUGUCAUUCUCGUGGAGGACAUUCCAGACUCCAAUUAUAUUUGGCUUCACCUGGUACUUCACAACAUCACUUACUCUGAUGCCCUGCAGGACAACAACUCAGUGGAAUUCCAGAAAUUAGCCUCCACAAUUGAGAAAGAUGUUUUAAACAUCUUCCGUGAUGAUGGUACAGUAUUGGGUGUUAAAAUAGAUCGGUUCAGGUCUGACACGGAUGAUGGUGUAGCUGCUGAUGUGAAGAUAGGAUUCUCCGAGCCUCUUAACCAUGAAGAUCAACAGAGUAAAUUGCAUGCGAUUCUUGCGGCUAUUCUGAACAGAGUACUGGCAAACGUGGCAAAAGUUAAACUCGAGCAAGAUAAUGGCAAGUUUCAGAUUUUAGAUGCUUGCACACUUUCGCCAUGCCCGGCCACCAUGAAUUGCAGGGCAAUUGGCCUUCAGUGCAUUGCCAUGUGUACUGAUAAUGCAGAGUAUUGCCUGAAUGGUGGUCACUGUGGGACCAAUGAACAGAACCUUAUUACAUGCAACUGCCACGGUGAAAAUCAAGUGUACACGUACUCUGGUGACAGGUGUGAUUUGACAAGAAUGGCCUUAUCUGGCAAACAGCUGACUAUCAUCUCCCUUGGGGGUGUGUGGGCCGCCAUCAUGUUGGGAAUGUUGGCUAUGUACUGCAUUGCAUUCAGGUGCAGGAGACGUAGGAAAGGAUUUCUCUCUUGUUACAGUGAAGCCAGCAUUCCCUUGCAUGUCUUCGCUGACAGCCCCGCUGAGGUGCCAAGGGGUACACAUAUGGUGACCAGCGACGACCUGGGAUACACCUCACAAGGAGAAGAUGAGCUGAGCCCGGCCGAGAGUGAUAGCCACAUACGGAUCCACUUGGAAGACAGCAGGGAAGAAUCUCCUUUGGAUCAGUCAGAGGGGAGACCUGGGGGCAGGCUUGGUGCCCAUGACAGCAUGGUUGGCCCCCAUGAAGGUAGUGCGAGACCCCAUGAUGGCAGCACUAGACCCCGCAAUGAAGUCCCUGGCACCCAUGGUGGAAUCCCUGGCACCCAUGAUGGAAUCCCUGGCACCCAUGGUGGAAUCCCUGGCACCCAUGAUGGAAUCCCUGACACCCAUGAUGGCAUCUCUGGCACCCAUGAUGGAAUCCCUGGCACCCAUGAUGGAAUCCCUGGCACCCAUGGUGGAAUCCCUGGCACCCAUGAUGGCAUCCCUGGCACCCAUGGUGGCAUCCCUGGCACCCAUGAUGGAAUCCCUGGCACCCAUGAUGGAAUCCCUGGCACCCAUGAUGGAAUCCUCAGUCCUCAGGGCAGCAAAGCUAGCCCCCAAGAGAGCAGUCUUGGCUCCCAUGACAACAGCGCCAUACCUGGCCAAUCACAAAGCAGCAGCAGCUGCUCCUCAUGUACUUCUUGCAGCAGCGCCUCAGAUUCCUCCGACUGCCGAUCUCACACCUGCAGUUCCUGCACCUGCGACAGCGGGACAGAAGUCGUCCAAUUUCCCAGUUUGGGCGAUUCCAACACUACACCCAAAGGUGCGGCUAUUACCCCAACAGCUACUCCCCCUCAGAUGACAGUCCAAGUGGAUGUUGAGAGAAUCCCCUUUGAGCCGUCCGACAGUACGCACUCGUACGAUGGAAUGAUACCAGACCCGCUUGUCGAAAGUGACGUAUCUGUAGAUGAAUCAGUUCCCCUCAUCAACCCACAUCCACAGGCACUAGACCCACCAGAAACAACCCCUUUCUUAUCCCACUGCUUUGACAGAGAAAUGCCUGAAUGUGACCAGCCGAUAAGUGAAAGUGCUUCCCUCCUCGAAAUACAACCGCAGGUGAAAAGAGAGAACAUGUCUGAACAAAGGUCUGUGUCAUCUCACGGUACCCAUUCCUAUGAGGGAACAAUACCGGAUCCCGUUUCAGAGUUUGAUGAGCGCCGUGACAAACAGUCCGGUGAUAUACGCGACCCAACGCCAACAGGUGAUGGUGCCCCCAUAGAGUUGUACAACGAUGAGAGUUCCUCUGGCCAGUUAUUUAAUAUCCCAUCUAUUCACUUUGUUGAAGAAAGUGACGACAUUGUAAUGACCGAAGAAUACUUUGUCUAAAAGAGUUCAAAAUGGCCUUUUCUCUUUCUACAUGGCUUGAAGCAGCUGGGUACUGAAAUGAGAAACUGAAGAUGUGAGGAAACAUUUCAGUUGGUAUUACUGUUGAGCAACGGUGAGGGACAUUGUGUAAAAGAGGAUCCGAAAGUGAGAGAGCAUAACCGCAAAAGAUUUUUUUUCAAAGCACCCCCUCAAGUUCACCACCUG
This is a messenger RNA of Patiria miniata (bat star), 3877 nucleotides long. RefSeq lists its product as uncharacterized. The coding region runs from base 308 to 3673 and encodes 1121 amino acids. The transcript has 13 exons. NCBI's taxonomy places the organism in Eukaryota, Metazoa, Echinodermata, Asteroidea, Valvatida, Asterinidae. The record is from RefSeq and is a predicted model, not a curated record.